ACCGCUUAACGGGGCCGCCCGGCCCGCGCCCGCAGCCCGGAAAGAAGUGUGGGAGCCCGCGGGAUUCAGAGUUCCAAUGGCCUGGCAUCAGGACCGCCACCGGGCGUGGGGGACCCUGUGACCCCGGUUGCUCGGUGCUACCCCCUCCGCCCAGGCUGCCCUGGCCCCUGGACGGUCCUGGCCUCAGGCAGCAGGAAGCAACAGCAACAGCACAGCCUCCCCCUUAAGGGGGGAGGAGGGACCCUGGGUCCCUUGCUCCUUCUGAAGAUCCAGGAGGCCCUGCCCCGGGAAGAUGCCAGGGAGCUUGGGAUCGCUGCUCCUGGGGUUCCUGAUAGCGACUGCUGCGAGCCUGACCCCCCGGAGGUCGGCCGUGGACCUGGACGUCACCCCGAGGAUGACCGUCCCCCAUGAAGAGCUGACUGGUACCCGGCUCUUCGGUGGCGGCACCCUGAACUACUCAACCCUCCUGCUGGAGGAGGCAGCCGGGUUGCUGCUUGUGGGGGCUCGCGGAGCCCUCUUCUCCCUUAACUCCAGUGACAUUGCCGACGGCGCCCACCGCGAGAUCCGCUGGGAAGCGUCGGCAGAGACACAGAAAGACUGCCUCAAAAAGGGAAAAAACAACCAGACAGAAUGUUUCAAUCACAUCCGGUUCCUGCAGCGGCUCAAUGGGACUCACCUGUAUGUGUGCGGCACCCACGCCUUCCACCCGCUCUGUGCCGUCAUUGAUGCUGACAAGUUUACUUUACCUUCCAGCUUUGAAGAGGGGAAGGAGAAGUGUCCCUAUGACCCUGCUCGAGGCUACACGGGGCUUAUUGUAGAUGGGGGGCUGUACACCGCCACCCGGUAUGAAUUCCGCAGCCUCCCUGACAUCCGGCGCAGCCUGCAUCCCCGGGCCCUCAAGACUGAGGAGUCGCCCAUGCACUGGCUCAAUGAUGCGGAGUUUGUGGCCUCCGUCCUGGUGCGGGAGAGUCAGGGCAGCUCCGUUGGGGAUGAUGACAAGCUCUACUACUUCUUCACGGAGCGGGCGGCGGAGGAGAGCGGGGGCAUUUUUGACCGGAGCCGGGCAGCCCGCGUGGCCCGUGUGGCCCGCAUCUGCAAGGGUGACCUGGGCGGGAAGAAGAUCCUGCAGAAGAAGUGGACCUCGUUCCUGAAGGCCCGCCUGGUGUGCCACGUGCCCUUCUAUGAGGCUCUGCAGUCCGUCUGCAGUUUGGAUGGCGGCGCCUGGCGUUCCACGCUCUUCUACGCCACCUUCACCCUCUCCACACAGUGGAGAAGCGUGGAGGCCUCAGCCGUGUGCCGCUACAACCUGACGGAGGUGCAGGCCGCCUUCGCUGGCCCCUACAUGGAGUACCAGGACUCCUCCCGGAAAUGGGGGCGUUACGAUGGCAAGGUGCCCGAGCCCCGGCCUGGAUCUUGCAUCACAGAUGGAUUGCGGCGUCGUGGCUUCAACUCGUCGCAGGACCUCCCCAACAGCGUGCUGGACUUUGUGAAGCUGCACCCGCUGAUGGCCCAAGAGGUGGGGCCGGCCGGGGGGCGCCCGCUGCUUCUCAAGAGGAACGUGCUCUACACCCAGCUGGCCGUGGCCCGGGUGGACGCGUUGGAUGGCUGGCCUUACGACCUGCUCUUUAUGGGGACAGGGGACGGCUGGAUCCACAAGGCCGUGGUGCUGGGUUCCGGGGUGCACAUCAUCGAGGAGAUCCAGGCGUUCCCGGAGCCCCAGCCUGUGGAGGGCCUGGUCAUCUCCCUGGCCCAGCACAGCCUGUACGUGGGAGCGCCCAGUGGGGUCCUCCAGCUGCCCCUGUCCAGCUGCUUCCGCUACGACUCCUGCUACGCUUGCGUCCUUGCCCGUGACCCCUACUGCGCCUGGGACGGGCAGCGGUGUCGCCAUGUGGCCAACGUGACCGACAGGGCGGGGCUGACCCAAGAUGUGGAGCGCGGGAAUCGUGGCUGUGUGAGCGCCAAGAUGGCCCCGCUCUGGCCGCCCCCGAAAAACCGGACCGUGGUCCGGGGCGACGAUGUCCUGCUGGCCUGCGACCAGCCGUCCAACCUGGCCUGGGCCCUGUGGCAGCUCAACGGGAGCCGGACGCUGGCAGAUGGGCAGGAGGGCUACCGCGUCGGGGUGGACGGGCUCCUGGUGACCGACAGCCGGCCGGAGCAGAGCGGCCUGUACCGCUGCUACGCCCAGGAGAACGGGCUGCGCACCCCGCUGGCGGCCUACGCCCUGACCGUCCGCCCCGAACCCCCCGGCCGCCGGCCCCUGCCCAAGGAGCCGGCCCCGGCCCCGGUCUCCCCGGGCCGUGUGACGGCCGACGUGAAGUUGGCGUACAUCCUGGCGAUCGCGGCGUUGGGGGCCCUGUGUCUGGUGCUGGGCACCGUGCUGUUGCACGUGGCCUGCCGGAGCCGCCGCCGCCGGGGCAAGUUCAGGCCCGUUCUGGGGCAAGCUCGGGCCUGGGCCGGGGGCCACCUGCCCGUGGAGCUGCACACGGUCUCGGGCCAGAGCCCAGGGCCGGACGGCGAUGGGGCCGGGGCGGGGGGGGAGCUGGGCCCGGACCACCCCGCCGCCCGCCUGCAGAUCAUCCCCGGCGAGGCCCCGGCCCCCUCCCCAGCCCGCCAGCCGUCCCCGCCCCCACCGCCGCCGCCCCCGCCGCCCUCGGAGUUGCCCAAUGGGCUGGGGGCGCUGCCCAGCAUGCUGCGCAAGAUGAACGGCAACAGCUACGUGCUGCUGCGGCAGAGCGAGGACGGGCCCCCGCCCCACUUCAGCUCCUUAACCGAGGAGCUCAACAGGUUCCUGGAGAAGCGCAAGCACACGCAGCUGGUGGACAAACUGGACGAAAGCUCCGUCUGAGACCCCCCCUCCUCCCC
Messenger RNA from Tachyglossus aculeatus (Australian echidna), 2862 nucleotides. It is a transcript of the gene SEMA4G, whose product is annotated as semaphorin 4G. Lineage: Eukaryota; Metazoa; Chordata; Mammalia; Monotremata; Tachyglossidae. Gene Ontology annotation, biological process: axon guidance; semaphorin-plexin signaling pathway; neural crest cell migration. The record is from RefSeq and is a predicted model, not a curated record. The transcript is spliced from 15 exons. Bases 293 to 2845 code for a protein of 850 amino acids. Gene Ontology annotation, molecular function: semaphorin receptor binding; chemorepellent activity.